Messenger RNA from Pelobates fuscus (common spadefoot toad), 676 nucleotides. RefSeq names its product glutathione S-transferase 3, mitochondrial-like. The record is from RefSeq and is a predicted model, not a curated record. Gene Ontology annotation, molecular function: glutathione transferase activity; glutathione peroxidase activity. NCBI's taxonomy places the organism in Eukaryota, Metazoa, Chordata, Amphibia, Anura, Pelobatidae. The transcript has 4 exons. Gene Ontology annotation, cellular component: membrane; nuclear envelope; endoplasmic reticulum. The coding region runs from base 122 to 547 and encodes 141 amino acids.
UGCACUCACUGCCAAGUGAUGCAAGACUGUGAUAAUGGGCGCUCCGCCCACCCGCAUAAAUAGUGCAUGGGAAGCAGGCAUCGAACAGUUGCAGCAUAGUUAGUGGCUGAGAGCUGUAAAGAUGACGGAUAUCGAAGACUUGCUGCCCCAGAAUUUUGCCUAUGUCAUCCUGACUUUCAUCUACAGCUAUGUAAUGCUGAUGUACCUCGGUAUAAAUGUGGGGAAAGCAAGGAAAAAGUACGGAGUGAAGUAUCCACAGAUGUACUCUGACAAGGAGAACGUGUUUAAUUGUAUCCAGAGAGCACAUCAGAACACCCUGGAAGCAUAUCCCGCAUGGUUGAUCUUCCAACUGAUAGCAGGUCUUGCAUAUCCAUUGUCUGCAUCGGUAUUGGGUGCUAUUUGGGUAACCAGCCGCUUUUCCUACGCCUGGGGAUAUUACACAGGAGAUCCACAGAAAAGAAUGAAAGGCGCUUAUGGUUAUAUAGGACUCUUCGGGGUUAUCCUGAUCUCUCUUGCUACAGCUCUGCAACUUCUCGAUGUUAUUUGAUUAAAUAGCUUACUCUUUUUGAUAACAUUCCAGUUUGUCUUUAGAAAUUCCUUUUCAGAAUAGGUAUGGAAAUAUAUAGCUGGGUUAGCUCGUGUUACUAUCAAUAUAGAUUUCUGAAACACAUUUUGU